GACGUCAUCUCAGCAUUCCUACGUCAACGCCAAUGGCGCCAUUCCAAUUUGAGUGCCGGCCAGUAACUUUAUUAGGUAUCUGUUGUCAAAUGGCGAAACGUGUGGAGUCUGGACUCACAUUUGCAGAGGUGAAUGGCGCCAUGCCAGAGGUGAAGGCACAGGUUGCAAUGGGCACCAGCGCUUUCUUGGUUCUGUGGAAGGAGCGGGAGGAGAUUAGGGUUCUUGCUUAGAUUAGGGUUCGGAAUUGUGAUUGACCAGGUUGCUACAGAAUUUCACAAGUCUUUGCUGCUUGCUUGCACUAUCUAUCUUUGCUCACGUCCUUUUGAAGCUGUACUGAAUCUGCAUGAUCACCACAGAGCUGUGAACCUCACCUGUCUCAGAUGUGGAGCUGAGAUUGCUAGCAUUUCAGAACUUUAGAGGCAAUACGCAGCUACUAGGUCAGAAGCAAUGCCAGCUUUUCAGGUCGAAGAGGGGUCGCAGGAGUUGGAAGCCCUCAGAGAGCACUGUGCGCAGCUAGAGAGACAGUUAGAUGAGCGGGACAAGGAGCUCUCAUCUCUCCGGAUAUUGGCGGCAGCAGUAGCUGAUGGGGAUGAGCAUGAUGUCCACGGGGCCAAGGUGGUGGAGCUGUCUAGGAAGAACCGCGCUCUGAAUCUAGCCUACGAGAAGGAGAAGACACGAGCCAACAAGUUCAAGUCCCAAGUCGAAGUUCUGCAACAGCAGCUCGCUGCCGAGAAGGAUAGCACCUCCAAGUCACAGCGGCGGGGCAGCAUCAGCGGAGAGCAGGCGGAGGUGCUUGCACGGGGGGUGGCAGAAUGGAAAGAAAAAGCGGGCCAGGCGCACCAGCGCCUCGCCGAAGCCCAGGCGAUGAUUUCGGCCACCCGGGGGGAGUGCGCCCGUUUACAGCGUGCGCUGCAAAAAGAAGUGGGGGAGGACGUGCCGCUGGCGAGGGUCUUGGAAGAAGGGGGGGACUGGAAGGGACGCGCGCAGCAGAUCAGCCUGCUCAAGGACAAAGUCCGCGAGCUGCGCUCGAAGCUGGCGCAGCAGCCGGGCGCCGAUUCGGACAGCGUGACAGGUACUAGCGGACGUCCGAGCAGCCUGUUCGAGCAGCACCGCGAGACGCUGGAGGCGCUGGAAGAAAAGCGGCGGCGCGAGAGUGAGCACGUGGGGGCGGAGCUGGCGCAGGCGCGGGAAGAGCUGAGUCGGCUCAAGCUGAAGCACGACGCGGCGGUGUCGCGUAGGAGCACGCUGGAGGGGGAGGUGCGCGGUCUGAAGGACAAGCUGGCGGUGGUGCUCAACAAGACGGCCAACGACGACCGCCUCGUAUCCGCGCUGCGGGCAGAAAACGCGAGCCUGAAAAAGACUGCUCGACGCUCUUCUUUAAACGUCCCGUCGGAGCGCACCUCGACGGCCGGGGAUGAGCAGCGGCUGGCGGCGCAGUACAGCGAGCUCAAGUACAAGUACUCAGAGCAGGAGAAGAAGCUCAAGGCGCAGGAGAAAGCCAUUGAGGCCCUGCAGGAGUUAGCCUCCGCCAGCAAGCCAGACCGGGAGGAGACGGCGCAGGAGCUGCGGCGGGUGGAGGUGGAGCGGGACAAGCUGGCGAAGCUGGUGGCCGUGCUGCGCAGCCAGGUGCAGGAGAGCGAGCAGCACAAGGACCACGUCGGUCGGCUGCUGCAGUUGGAGAGGAUAAGGGCUGUCGAGUUAGAAAGGCGCUGCGAAGCUGGGUCGAAAGUGCCAUUGAGCAGACGAUCAAGUCCGUGAUGGGUCCCAUAGUCUGCAACAUCCUGGCCCUGUAGUAACAUGCCAAGUCAAUAUCUGCAUGUGGGCGGCAUGGCGUGACGUUGGCCGGUGAUCUGAAUCUGCCCUGGGUCCGACGUUUCCAAGCUAUACGAGGAUUGCACAACAGUUCACCUGCAAU
Messenger RNA from Klebsormidium nitens, 1915 nucleotides. The record is from the annotation of a GenBank genome assembly. Lineage: Eukaryota; Viridiplantae; Streptophyta; Klebsormidiophyceae; Klebsormidiales; Klebsormidiaceae.